Molecule: messenger RNA, 384 nt
Organism: Lactuca saligna
Lineage: Eukaryota; Viridiplantae; Streptophyta; Magnoliopsida; Asterales; Asteraceae
Source: the annotation of a GenBank genome assembly
AUGGGGACAAAAGAAGCUUAUCGGAGAAGAAGAAAAGGGAGAGGGCAACCACAUAUGAGUGGAAAACCGCCACCACUAGAACAAACUAAACCUCAUUCUCAUCCAUGGCUACGGAGAUCUGGUGUUUUUCACCAAAUCAUACUUGAUAAGGACAAAGCUUACAUAGGUGUUUCAGGUGAAAGGUUUGUGGUGUACUGGAUGGCGGAGAUGGAGGAGAAGAUGGUGGAGAAAGUGGUGAUUUCUAGCAGUGGAAUUGGGUAUACGAAAGAGCAUAAAUCUGAGUAUCUGGAGAAGAUUGGGCGGAAUGUGGUGAAGAUUUUGGUAUUGGAAAAAUCAAGAGAAGGAGGAGGAAGAAGGUCGAUGGUGGAUGUGUUAAAUCAAUAA